UCCGCCCGCCGGGCCCGGGCCGCGCCGGGGGAGGAGGGGGAGCAGCGCCGCCGCCGCGGCCGGGCCCGUCCCCCACCGGCUCCCCCGAACACCAUAGGCGGCUCCGGCACCAAGAUGUCCAACCGGGUGCUCUGCCGGGAGGCCAGCCACGCCGGCAGCUGGUACACUGCCUCAGGACCCCAGCUGAAUGCACAACUAGAAGGCUGGCUUUCUCAAGUACAGUCCACAAAGAGACCUGCUAGAGCCAUUAUUGCACCCCACGCAGGUUAUACCUAUUGUGGAUCUUGUGCAGCCCAUGCUUACAAGCAAGUAGAUCCUAAUAUUACCCGAAAAAUUUUCAUUCUUGGGCCUUCCCAUCACGUGCCCCUUUCCAGAUGUGCACUUUCCAGUGUGGACAUUUAUAGAACGCCUCUGUACGAUCUCCGAAUUGACCAAAAGAUUUAUGGAGAACUGUGGAAGACCGGAAUGUUUGAGCGAAUGUCUUUACAGACAGAUGAAGAUGAACACAGUAUUGAAAUGCAUUUGCCUUAUACUGCUAAAGCCAUGGAAAGCCAUAAGGAUGAGUUUACUAUUAUUCCUGUGUUGGUCGGAGCACUGAGUGAGGCAAAAGAGCAGGAAUUUGGAAAACUCUUCAGUAAAUACCUAGCUGAUCCUAGUAACCUCUUUGUGGUUUCUUCUGACUUUUGCCAUUGGGGUCAGAGGUUCCGUUACAGUUACUAUGAUGAAUCCCAAGGAGAAAUUUAUAGAUCCAUUGAGCACCUAGAUAAAAUGGGUAUGAACAUUAUAGAGCAGCUAGAUCCUGUAUCUUUUAGCAAUUACUUGAAGAAAUACCAUAAUACAAUAUGUGGAAGACAUCCUAUUGGCGUAUUAUUAAAUGCUAUCAAUGAGCUCCAGAAGAAUGGAAUGAAUAUGAGCUUUUCAUUUUUGAAUUACGCUCAAUCAAGCCAGUGUCGAAACUGGCAAGACAGCUCAGUGAGUUACGCAGCUGGAGCACUUAUGGUUCACUGAACUGCUGAAUGCUCAGGGAUGGCACCUGCACACAUUCUGUAUACGGGGUCCCAGCCUAGCCCUUACAAAGAUACAGUCCCUGGUCUUUGGGUAUACUGAAACCUCAAACUAAUAGAACUUCUUUUCUAGUAGGUGUAGUCCUUCCUUAGUUUCAACUCAUUUAAAAAUGCUUUCUUGUUUAGGACGGUGGAAGGAAGAGUGGUAUCAAAACAUUGUGUGAUUUUUUUAGGAAAGAUAAUAGCUGUGAAGGCAUGGGUGGCAGACAGUCCUUACAAAUGCGACAUGUAAAGCAUUUACCAUAUCCUAAAUUUGCACUCUUUGCAGACCUGUGCACAUGUACUCAGCUUUCAGAAUAGUUUUGCAAGUUGUAAAUGGGGGAAAAAAAGGAGUGGAAGCUUUUUAAUAAAAGGAAAAAAGGAAAACAACGCAUUUAUAAAUGAUCCUGUAUUAGAAUAUAAUAAAACUCCAGUAUAGUCAGUUACUACCCGUGAUGUACAACAGAUAUCUUCUAUUUUAGUUGCUAAUAAAGGGCUACACAAACCAAAAUAGUCUGAUUUAAACUUAUUGCUUUGUGUUCUGUAUGUGGCUGCUUGUCAUUAACAUCCUUUAUCCUCAGUUCUUUGCUUGAAAUUCAGCCAUUCUGUAAAAUACUUUAGAAUGUAUUUUAUAUUCAACAUUUGUUAUGCUUAUUUCAUUUACAGAUUUUUUUAUCUUAAAUCUGCACUGAGUUCAGCUGUGCGAAAGAAUUUUUAAAAACUUGUGUGUUUUAAUUGUCUUACAGAAUUAUAAGAUAUCUUUUAAUAUGUGAUACAAAUUUGUAUCAGAAAUGCUUUUAAUGACUUCUUCUCUUGGUUUGGUUAUCGUAGGGGGAUGAAUGCAGUAUUUUUAUUUUAAGUGACUUAAACUGAAAGCAAGCAGCUUAAAAUGAUAGUUUUUUAGAGUAUCUGUGAAGCAUUCAUAGGCCACAGAAGCCAUACGGUGGUACUCUCAAGCAAUUAUUCCUCAAGGAUUUAACUGGGAGGGGAAGGUAAGGUUUCUCUCCUCUGUCCUGCACCCUCCUCUCCUCCUUUUUUUUUUUUCCUCUGAGGGUUGAGUUCCUUCAUGUUCUUUAAACAACAAGGUAUCUUAUGAGUUCUUGAACUUUCUUCCAAAAUAAUGAUAUAAUUGUUUGAAUUAUUAUUAUUCCUGAAGGUUUUCUUUCAUUCUAAUAAGAAAUGCAAAAUAGAAUGGCAGUUCUGGCUCAUUAUCUAAAUGGAGAUUUCAUUCACUGAUAUUUGACCUGUUGUCAAGCAAACUCCUGUUCUGUUCAGCUUUCCUGGGUAAUGGAGGGAAAUUUAAGAAUUCAAUUUAGAUUAUCUUGGAAAGCUGUGGGAAUUGCUGCGUGCUCUUCACCUGAAACAUAGCAAAUGUCCUGAGUUUUUGGAAGUAGGGGAGGGGGAUCAAAAACCUCACAGGCAGCAACAAAAAAUAACCUUUGCAAUAUUCCUUCUGCAAACAUGCCUUGCUUGCACUACUUCUAUUUUCCUUAUCGCAGUUGACCACCAUUUUAAUAACAACAGAUGAAUGCUCCAUUUACAGAAUGAACUACUCUGCAGCUGUUCAGAAUCCAUCACAGAUGCUGAACUUCCUUGCUUUGUUCUUUUAGUUGCCUUAUUGCUCUGCCUUGUUCUUGAAAAUUCUCAGCAGCAGACAGGUCAAACAAUUUUCAGACUGCUUUUGACACAGCAGCAAGGAGGCUGUGCAAGUAAAACUGAGUUGGUAGCCAGUCUUUAUAAAUACAUGUCUGACUGUGCCUUAUUAAAAAAGUAAUUUCAGAAGGUUUUUUUUGUUUUUAAUCUUUGUUCAAUAUGAGUUUUAAUUAGGACUCAGGUUUCUUUCAGUCUUAAUGCCAAAUCCUUAACAUCAUUACUGAAGCACAUAGUUAACUGGAACAGUUAAGCAUGUACUUUCUCCCUAAGGUAAACCUAGUAAUAGCUUCUGAAUACAAAUGCCUAAGUUGCAUCUUAGUUCUGUAAGAUAUUGUUAAUAAAAACAAAACAUAUCUGGAAGAGCUUCAAGGAAACCGGUCAGCCAUUUUGCUCAGUGCAAUGUUUUGAAGUAUCUUACAGUGAAAGCACUUCACAUGUAAACUGUGUAAUGUAUUUCAAAAUAAAGUUUCUAAUUAAAAUGGGACUUUCUUU
Messenger RNA from Lagopus muta (rock ptarmigan), 3188 nucleotides. It is a transcript of the gene MEMO1, whose product is annotated as mediator of cell motility 1. The record is from RefSeq and is a predicted model, not a curated record. Lineage: Eukaryota; Metazoa; Chordata; Aves; Galliformes; Phasianidae. Bases 115 to 1008 code for a protein of 297 amino acids. The transcript is spliced from 9 exons.